Messenger RNA from Sorex araneus (European shrew), 2204 nucleotides. RefSeq names its product GDP dissociation inhibitor 1 (gene GDI1). NCBI's taxonomy places the organism in Eukaryota, Metazoa, Chordata, Mammalia, Eulipotyphla, Soricidae. The record is from RefSeq and is a predicted model, not a curated record. Gene Ontology annotation, molecular function: Rab GDP-dissociation inhibitor activity. Bases 113 to 1456 code for a protein of 447 amino acids. The transcript has 11 exons. Gene Ontology annotation, cellular component: cytoplasm. Gene Ontology annotation, biological process: vesicle-mediated transport; small GTPase-mediated signal transduction; protein transport.
CUUUGACGCGGCGGAGGGGGCGGGCGGCGCGCCGCCAUCUUUGGCCAGUGCGGCGGCGGGCGGCCGUGGGGAAGCAGGAGGAGGAGUCGGGCGCGCUGCAGCCGGCCUGACCAUGGACGAGGAGUACGACGUGAUCGUGCUGGGCACCGGCCUCACCGAAUGCAUCCUGUCGGGGAUCAUGUCAGUGAACGGCAAGAAGGUAUUGCAUAUGGACCGGAACCCGUACUACGGGGGCGAGAGCUCCUCCAUUACACCCCUGGAAGAGUUGUAUAAGCGCUUUCAGUUGCUGGAGGGCCCCCCUGAGGCCAUGGGCCGGGGUCGAGACUGGAACGUCGAUCUGAUCCCCAAGUUCCUCAUGGCCAAUGGGCAACUGGUGAAGAUGCUGCUGUACACGGAGGUGACCCGCUACCUGGACUUCAAGGUGGUGGAGGGGAGCUUCGUCUACAAGGGGGGCAAGAUUUACAAAGUGCCGUCCACCGAAACUGAAGCCUUGGCAUCCAAUCUGAUGGGCAUGUUCGAGAAAAGACGCUUCCGCAAGUUCCUGGUGUUUGUGGCAAACUUUGAUGAAAACGACCCCAAGACCUUUGAGGGUGUCGACCCCCAGAACACCAGCAUGCGAGAUGUCUACCGGAAGUUUGACCUGGGCCAGGAUGUCAUUGACUUCACUGGCCACGCCCUGGCGCUCUACCGCACGGAUGAGUACCUGGACCAGCCCUGUCUUGAAACCAUCAACCGCAUCAAGCUGUACAGUGAGUCGCUGGCCCGGUAUGGCAAGAGCCCGUAUUUGUACCCGCUCUAUGGCCUUGGCGAGCUGCCUCAGGGCUUUGCAAGGUUGAGUGCCAUCUAUGGGGGGACAUACAUGCUGAAUAAGCCUGUGGAUGACAUCAUCAUGGAGAACGGCAAAGUGGUGGGAGUGAAGUCGGAGGGAGAGAUCGCGCGCUGCAAGCAGCUCAUCUGCGACCCCAGCUACAUCCCGGACCGUGUGCGGAAAGCGGGCCAGGUCAUCCGGAUCAUCUGUAUCCUCAGCCACCCUAUCAAGAACACCAACGACGCCAACUCCUGCCAGAUCAUCAUCCCCCAGAACCAGCUCAACCGGAAGUCAGACAUCUACGUAUGCAUGAUCUCCUAUGCACACAACGUGGCCGCGCAGGGCAAGUACAUCGCCAUUGCCAGCACCACGGUGGAGACCUCAGAACCCGAGAAGGAGGUGGAGCCCGCCCUCGAGCUGCUGGAGCCCAUUGACCAGAAGUUCGUGGCCAUCAGUGACUUGUUCGAGCCCAUUGACGAUGGUUCCGAGAGCCAGGUGUUCUGUUCCUGCUCAUACGAUGCCACCACACACUUCGAGACAACCUGCAACGACAUCAAAGACAUCUACAAGCGCAUGGCCGGGUCCGCCUUCGACUUUGAGAACAUGAAGCGCAAACAGAAUGAUGUCUUUGGAGAAGCUGACCAGUGAUUGCUGACCAACCCCCAAGCACCCCAGUCUCUCCUCGAGGGUGCCCCUGUUUCCAGCACCCUCUGCUUCCCCAACUGCAUUCCUGUUGCCCACCUCAUUGAUCCACUGACCAAACCCUUAACCUUAGCUAUGGUUUGGGAGAUUGGGGGGCGGGUAGCAUCUUCUUUCUUGGCCCUUCCUUACCCUGGGGGAAAAGGGUUCUCCUCCCUGUGUGUUUGUCUCUCCCCCCACCCUGGAAUCUUCUGCUCCGUUUGGAAAGAAUGUGGAGGAAAAGCUGAUUUCUGUCCCCUGCCGCUGUGACCCCCCCACUCUAGUGGCCUUUGGAGAUGCCCCUGCCUCCCCCUGCCAACUCCCUCGUGUGUUGGAGAAGGGGCCCUCCCAGCACAAAGUUGCAUCCCCCCUUCCCCGUAAUUUAUUCUAAUUUAUUAACUUCCGCCCACCCCAGACUGAGUGGAGCCCCUCACCUAGGUGGGCCUUGUGUGGAGCUGUAGAGCCUGAGGGACAGAGAGGGCUGGGGUGCGGCCCCCCCCAGCUUGAUCUUGCCGUUUCUGUUUUCGUCUUUGUGUUUGUGUCCUCCUGUACUUGCCAGUUAAGAAAUGGGAGCAAAACAGAAGGCGGUGGGAACACAGAUCCACCCUUUCCUUUAGUGCUGGGAACCCCCUAACUUGCAAAGUGAAUGUGUCCCUUCCCCAACCUCUAGUGUAUUUCACAGCAAACCAUCUCCCAAUAAAGAACUCUUCCAACCUGA